Acanthochromis polyacanthus (spiny chromis) is the source of this 2901-nucleotide messenger RNA. RefSeq names its product coiled-coil domain containing 105 (gene tektl1). Bases 736 to 2133 code for a protein of 465 amino acids. The record is from RefSeq and is a predicted model, not a curated record. The transcript has 8 exons. Lineage: Eukaryota; Metazoa; Chordata; Actinopteri; Pomacentridae.
UGCAGCUACACUUGAUUCAGAAAAUAUCACUAUUUGACUUUGAGGAUAUUUCAACCUACCCAUUAUCAGAGAUUAUUUGAUCAACUUGUCCAAUAUUGCAGAUUUUGAAUAAAUGACAUGAUGAAAGAUAAAAGUGAAUUUAAAAAAAAAAUUAACAGUUCCAUUAUCAUGCAAACAGUCUCAAAUUUCAAUGUGUGAUAAAACCUGCUGAAAGUGGGUUCAUGGACAACAACAACAAAAGAAAUCUUCCAAAGUAUUUGAUGUAUCAGGCAAAAAUCUCCCAAAUUACCUUUAUAAAUAUCAAUUUUUAGUCUAUAAAAUUUUGUGCUCACCCUGGGUCACUCUUUGGUUCUGGAUUUAAAUAAAUUAAACAGCUGAUCGGAUAUCAAAAUUGUUCAGCAAUAUUUUGCAUAUUGUGUAUUCAUCGUAAGAUAUCACCAAAACAUACAACAACAACAAAGAAAUGAAUGACAUUCAUUGAACAUUUGUAAUUUAAUGGCAUUUUUUUUUCAUUUAUAAUGUCUGUUUGACUGAACAACAUGUAAAGGUUCAAAAAAAGUGCAGCAGUAGGUGUCCGGCGUUGCCUGAGUUUGACGGUCCAAUCAGCAAACAGUUUCAAGUUACUCAGGAAUUGUUGCUAUAGAGACCAGAGCAUCAAAACUUUGCAGUCAGCUUCCAGCCUGGAUGCCUCUCAGUGGGUGAACCACUGGGUUUAUUCUGUUUGUCUGCGGAGGAAUGCAGGUCCAGUCGGUUCCUCUCGGCACUGUCACCAUCGGUCCGCGGUCCUGGAGCGAUGGGACGGUCCGGUCCAUCCGGCGGGCGGAGGGCCUGGUCCGGCAGACUCGGGCCGGGUGGUCCGCUUGCAGCCGGCCCCGGAGCUGCAGCGCCGCCGCCGGCUCCAGCCCGGAGGACGCCGCAGAAACAGACGCAGAUAAGAAAAGAGCGCAGGAAUGCGGACAGAGUCGUGACUCCGUCCGCAACAAUAAGAUGUCGAGGCCUCAAACUACCGGAGUGACGUUCCCUGCCGGAUCCCAGAGGACGUCCGGGGUCCUGUUCCCGUCCUCCAGCCUGAGAGAGCAGUGUGCCGGGAGCAGCGCCGCCGUGGCCGUGGACUACAUGCGGAGGGUUCGGGAGGUGGAGGUCCAGCUGCGCAGACAGGCCGGCAAGGUGACGGAGGAGGGGGUGAGGCUGCAGAGGGAGCGAGGCCACGUGGAGAAGAUGCUGCUCAGCAUCAGGACCAGUCUGACCGUCAACAGGAGGAGCUCGGAGGAAAGAACCAGAAGGCCGCAGACUGCUGAGACGGAGAGCGACGGUGCCGAUUACCUGCUGCUGUGUGAGAAAAGAGAGCUGGCAGAGUUGAAACAGAAUCUGGAGGGAGUUCUGGGAACCACACUGACCCAGCUGCAGGCUCUGGGUGUGAGCAGCAGGCGGCUGCUGGACUGUGCAGCUGAACGGGCUCGUGUCCUGGAGCUGCUGCCUCACAGCGGCUCUGCUGGAGGAUACGGCACCACCGCUCAGACCUCCACCAAAACAGACCCCAUCGGACCCUUUACACCAGAGUGUAAACAGGUUUUAGAGUCAUCUGCUCAGACAGUAAAGCAGUCACAGCUGCUGAGGGAGAACAUCAGACAGAUGCUAACCGGCGCCAUCAGCAGGCAGAAAGCUGCUCAUCGCUCCGUCAACGAUGGCCUGGUGAAGAAAAUUGCAGAGACAGUCAGUCUGCAGCAAAAUCUGACGGUGACGUCUGCGGCUGUCAGACAGGCCGUGUUUCGCAAGCAGAGAGAAAUUAACUGUAUUCGUCACAGCCACGACAGAGCACAGGGUCCAGAGUACAGCGGAGACAUGCUGUCCAGAGAGAAGCUCAACAGGCCUGUGGUGCAGGUUUACCAGAGACAUCCGGGGACGCAGUUACCUGAGGCUGCUCAGCUCAUUCAGGGCAGCGUGUUGCUGAGGCGACACCGACAGGCCUCUGAGGGCGAGCUGGCGAGGCUGCAGCACACCUGUCUGCAGCUGCUGGACGACCUGCACGGCAAGACAGCAGCAGCUCAGGUGGACGCAGCCGUCAUCCGCAUGAGGCGCCGGCAGGUCGACAGGAGAGCCAUGCCCACUUUCCUCCAGCAAGGGGGGCUAUGAAGCCAGCUCCCUUAAGCUCCCUCUGCCUGGGGUUCAGAGGAGCUGCAGCAAGCCAGCCAGUCCUGAGAAAGGACAGUGUUCAUUUCAAUGUGCGGUGAGAAACAGGCUGGGGCCAUGUGCAAAAUUAAAUCUCACGUUAAAGCCAAAAGUAUAUGGACACCUCUAUUGUUCAUGUGCACUGUUUUACAUAGUUCUCACUGUGUGUUCUGUCCUGUGCUCAGCUGAUCUUUGCUGGAGAGGUUGUGUUGCUCGACUUUCUCUUUAAAAUACCCAAAAGGUGUUUUAUUGGAUUCAGAUCAGGCUGCAUGCUUGUCCAGGUUGAAGAUUUCACCUGUGUGAAACUCUUGUGUGAUUUUUAUGCUUUGGAUGGUUUUCACUGGACUAUUCCUCUUCUUCAAGCUGCUACAGACUGGAAGUCAUCUUGUCAGACAGUAUUUGAUAUAUUCACAGACGUGCAUCCAUAAAUGUCAUGACGUGCAAAAUUAAUCUCAUUUUAAGGUCAAAAGUUUAUGGUCACCUCUGUUUUCAUGUGUGCUGUUGUUGUUCAUGGCUCUCGCUGUUCCUUUUAGUUUGAGUUCAAUUUUGGUGCUAAAGUGUAUUUAUUUAAGGCGGCAGUGUGCUUCUAGAAAAACGUUCUGUUUCAGAUACUGUUAUGCAUAAACUAAUUUAGUUUUGGUGUGGAAAAACUAAUCUGGUCUGGCUUCAGUUCAAUUCAUCCAUCCAUUAUCUGUACACCGCUUUAUCCUCAUUUGGGGGGGGGGGGGGGGG